UUGCACGUUGAAGUUUGCAGUGAAACGUUAAAAUGUUACAGGUGGUUUAUCUGCUGAUUUGUAUGGUUGUCUUGUCUCGAUCUGACUGUCCGUGUAAGAAUGAAAUAAGAAACUACAACAUCUGCACGAAUUCUGCCAACUCAUGUGGUCUUCACCUCAGCGAAUUUGAAGAGUGCAUAAAGGACAGAUUUACUUCUAUGGAGACCAAGAUAAAUGCCUUGAAACACGCUAAUGGAAAUAUCCCAGGUAUAAAGCAUGUCUCUUUCAUGGCUCAACCAUCCUCAAAUCUAAAAUUGGCGCCUGGGAAUUUCGUUAAGUUUGGAGGUGUUACAACCAAUAAAGGUAACGGAUACGACGGCAAGACUGGUGUGUUUACUGCCCCUGUAGCAGGAAGUUACUCCUUUACUCUUAACAUUGGUAUGCCUACACCCUCCAGAACAUCGGACUACUUGAGGCUGCAGAUACUGCAUAAUGAAAAGCAAGUUGGAUAUUGGUGGACUAGAUGGGUAGGAAAAUGGGUCAAGAUCUCCGAAAAUGUUCUUCUUGAUAUGAAGAAGGGCGAAAAAGUACGGAUCAAGGUGUACACAUGGCCAAGAGAAUUUCAGUAUAUCGCUAGCGGGAUGCAUUCCAACUUCAAUGGAUUCUUAAUACAAUAACGGAAAAUAUUUAUGUAUUGAUUCUCAAAAGAACAUUUUACGAAUAAAUAUUUUGGAAGCAUCA
Ostrea edulis (European flat oyster) is the source of this 720-nucleotide messenger RNA. Its product is annotated as complement C1q tumor necrosis factor-related protein 6-like. The record is from RefSeq and is a predicted model, not a curated record. Gene Ontology annotation, molecular function: protein binding. NCBI's taxonomy places the organism in Eukaryota, Metazoa, Mollusca, Bivalvia, Ostreida, Ostreidae. The transcript has 2 exons. The coding region runs from base 33 to 656 and encodes 207 amino acids.